Molecule: messenger RNA, 500 nt
Organism: Fomitopsis serialis
Lineage: Eukaryota; Fungi; Basidiomycota; Agaricomycetes; Polyporales; Fomitopsidaceae
Exons: 3
Coding region: 107-457 (116 amino acids)
Source: RefSeq, a predicted model, not a curated record
CAAUUCAGCCCGUAAGAACAGCCAGUGGACACUUGGCAGAUGAGUCGAUGCAUUCCCAAGAGUUUCCGAUGAAACCACUUCCGUUGAGCGGCCAUUGACUCGAGCCAUGGGGUGCAAAUAUCUGAGCAGACUACCAACCUGGCUCUACGCUGACGCGAACAUGGCCGUGACGUUUGUUCCAAUGAGCUUCACGUCUCACUGUGACGGCGUCACAAACUCGUACGUUAUGUUCCCUCCGACCCCAAGUCGGAUCGUACGAAAAAGCCAAGACCGCGAGUGCGGUCAAACUCAAAUUCCCACUUGGUCGUAUACGCAACCUAUGCGUAUUAUGGACUCGUUUACUUUUUAUUUUGCAAAACCCCCAGACCACAUCUCACUGAGUCAGUGUGUAGCCUUCUGGCCAGUGCUGAAAAAUAACCUGCCGGUGAAUGGUCGCGUCUUGAAUGCAGGGUCUUGAGAGGCAGCGAGUACGUGCAAUAUGACCUUUGCUUACUCGACGC